This is a messenger RNA of Parastagonospora nodorum SN15, 600 nucleotides long. RefSeq lists its product as hypothetical. The record is from RefSeq and is a predicted model, not a curated record. Lineage: Eukaryota; Fungi; Ascomycota; Dothideomycetes; Pleosporales; Phaeosphaeriaceae. Bases 1 to 600 code for a protein of 199 amino acids. The transcript is spliced from 3 exons.
AUGGCAAAACGCGCAAGGUCACGAUCUCCCAGCCGCUCCCCAAUCCAUCUGCGACCGCGUGCCAAUCUGUCCCCAGACAGAUACAAGGUCGCUGAACACAUUGCAAGCACUUUGAGGGAGGAUCGAACCUACGUGGAUCGUUUAAGAUCAAGAGAAGAAUCCGAAGACGAGGAGACCGAGGAGGGGUCGCAUGAGACAGCACGGCGACGCUCAGAUGCGCGCGCGGCUCGCAAUGCUCCUCACCCCAAUGAUCUGAGCGUUCAAGAACUGAAGAGACCACUCGCCAAGAAAACCAAAGAGAAGCACUCCGCCACCAACUUCCAACUCACAAUCAAGCCCGAAACCGAUGCACGAGGUAGUACGAGGUGGUAUAUCAUAGCAGAAGGUAGCGACAUCGCGACAGAAAAAUUCCAGAUGCCCAGAGCCGACAUCGCUACAAAAAGAUUCCAGAUACCCAGAGCCGACGUCGCCAUCGAAAGUCUACCGUUUCCUAUCUGGCUAGAAGAAUUCUGUGAGUUGAGUCGCUUUGAGCGACGGAAAACGUAUAACAACCUCUUUGAGAACUUCGUCAAUAAGAAGAAGCAAAACAGAAGAGCGUAA